Messenger RNA from Penicilliopsis zonata CBS 506.65, 2040 nucleotides. RefSeq lists its product as hypothetical. The record is from RefSeq and is a predicted model, not a curated record. Gene Ontology annotation, molecular function: phosphoprotein phosphatase activity. The transcript is spliced from 3 exons. Lineage: Eukaryota; Fungi; Ascomycota; Eurotiomycetes; Eurotiales; Aspergillaceae. The coding region runs from base 1 to 1581 and encodes 526 amino acids.
AUGCUGAGCCGUACUGUUCUGCCUUUGGCGAGGCACCGGGUCCUGACCUCGACGGUCCGGGCGUCGUCUCUCUCUAUCCAGCACUCGCGUCUGUACGCGAAGAACGUCAAACCGAAGGCUCCUUAUAAGCUUCCUUCAUCCCCCAAGCCAUCCCAACCCGAAGCGCCAAAGGUGACUCCUAGUGCCCAACAACCAGAGUACUCGGCAGAGCAGCCCGAGUUUGAGACGAAUGCCGAACCCGAGACCAACACCGCGCCUCAGGCUCCCAAGUCGGACCCCACGGUGACGGAUAAGGUCGCACAGAAACCACUUCCAGAUCUUACACAAGGCAUUCCAUCCACCCUCGCUGCGGAGAUGGAUGCUCGCUCGAAAAAGCGUAGCGGACCCUUGAACCUGACAGAGGAUCCGUCUCGUGGGGAAGAAUACGAGGGCGACGGCGGGCGUGGCGACCACCCCAAGGAUGCCUACGAGUCUUCCCUCGACCGCCGGAGAGCGCGGAUGGCGAAUGUCAUGUCUGCCAUCAUGCUUACGGCUGCGAUUGGAGGAACCGUUUACAUGGGCCGCAACUGGGAUACGGAGGAGGAAGAGAACGCCCAUAAAGUGGAUGCUCCGUCGGGAUGGGGACUUGGCCUCUUCUACAACCGUAUCAAGGCCCGUCUGGGCGAUUUUACCAGCUACUACAAGGACCCAGCGUUCCCCAAGCUGCUCCCCGACGAGGACCCGAAACUCCGCCAACCAUACACCCUGGUGCUGAGUCUGGAGGAUCUUCUGGUGCACAGUGAAUGGAGCCGUGAGCACGGCUGGCGUGUGGCUAAACGUCCCGGCGUCGACUAUUUCCUCCGCUAUCUCAACCAGUACUACGAGCUUGUCCUGUUUACCAGUGUGCCCAGUAUGAUGGCCGACCAGGUUCUCCGCAAGCUGGACCCUUACCGGAUCAUCCGCUGGCCAUUGUUCAGAGAGGCGACCCGAUACAAGGACGGAGAGUACAUCAAGGAUCUGUCGUACCUUAACCGUGACCUUUCCAAGGUGAUCCUGAUUGACACCAAGGAAGAACAUGCCCGCCUGCAACCCGAUAAUGCCAUCAUCCUCGACAAGUGGAACGGCGACCCCAAGGACAAGACGCUGGUAGCCCUGAUCCCAUUCCUGGAGUACAUGGCCGGUAUGGGUGUGGAGGAUGUCCGCACGGUGAUCCAGUCAUUCGAGGGCUCUUCGAUCCCCGUUGAGUUUGCCAAGCGUGAGAAGCUCAUGCGCGAGCGCUUCGAGAAUGAGCUCGCCGAGGAGAAGAAGAAGCGCCCCCGCCGCGGCGGCCUGGGAAGCCUGGCCUCGGCGCUGGGCGUCAAGCCGCAGACGGUGACGGGUGAGCCGAGCGCUUCGGAGGGCUUGGCCGAGGGCAAGAUGCUCUGGGACCAGAUCCGUGAGCGCGGCCAGAAGAACUACGAGCUGAUCGAGAAGGAGAUCCAAGAGAAUGGCGAGAAGUGGCUGGCUGAGAUGGCUGCCGAGGAGGAGAAGGCUAGACAGGAGCAGAUGAAGAGCAUGAAGGGCUCCUUCACCGGCAUGUUUGGUAGUGGUGAUAAGCAAUAAACCCACAUAACAUCCACAUGCUUUUUUUUGAGCCCUUCUCGGAGAUCCCGCUAUAGAUUUCUUGACAUCUCUCUCUCUCUCUCUCUCUCUUUCUCCCCUUCUUCGGGACUGGCAUCGGGCCUGGUCGGUUUGUAACAUAGCAGUAUGAUUGUUAUCCUCGUUUUUUUUUGCCGUGUGUAUAAAAUCCAUAUCAUGUUUUUUAAUGCUUUCUUUUUUACCCUUUUCAUCUCAGGGCGCGCCUACAGAUUGGUUUUUGAUAUGGGAGCUGGCACUGGCAUGCUUCAAUAUAUGAAGAAAAGAAGAAAUCUCACAACUCUUAUAAUUCACAUAUACAACAUAUACAAAUAAGGCCUCUUCAGUUGAAUGUAUAGGGUCAUCUCAAAACCAAAGAUAAUUCAUUUCAGCAAGUAGAUCCAUCAAGGGAUAUAUCUAUAUCGAGAGUUGUCUGCAGACGUCACC